GCGCGGCGCUCCGGGAUCUGGUACACGGUCCCUGCUCUGUGGUGGGUCAAGGGAUUCUCUUCUUUCUGACCUGGUGCUGGAAACCAAGGCUGAGCCUUCUUGCCCUCUGCGGGCUUCCUGUCCUAAAAGUCUCUCGCAUACGUGAAGGAGGAAGGGAAAAGGUCCUCUUUUAUUCAGGAUGGCGAAUAAGGAAAAUGCGAGCAGUGCCUAUAGCAGCCUUUCUAAAUCUGCCUUUCUCACUGAGACUCAGGGCGGAUUACAUAGUGUGAGAUUAGCACAAUCAAUAUCAAGGACAUUUCCAGAAACAGUGCUGUAAGUACCGGGUGCCCAGCGCAACGGGCUCUCAAUGGGCUCUCUCCAAGAAUAGCUGCACCCCGACCAGCACUCCCUCUGGCUCCCUCUUGUUGCAGAGAACCAUGAUCAAAAACACAAAGAACAGCCUGAAGUCUUCCUGUGGCCAGAGCAUGGCUGUCCCGGGCAGGGUGCCUGUUGACUCCAGCUCCACUGCCCAGCCGGCACAGGCAGUGACCAAGAUAUUCACCAUUGACGACUUCGAGAUCGGGCGGCCGCUUGGCAAAGGGAAGUUCGGCAAUGUUUACUUGGCCCGGGUCAAGGAGACACAGUUUAUUGUGGCGCUCAAGGUGCUCUUCAAGUCCCACCUGGAGAAUGAAGGUUUGGAGCAUCAGCUGCGGCGGGAGAUUGAGAUCCAGUCUCACCUCAGACACCCCAACGUCCUACGCCUGUACAACUACUUCCAUGACAGGAAGCGAGUGUACCUGAUCCUGGAAUAUGCCCCUCGUGGGGAGCUCUACAAGGACCUUCAGAAGCACCAGCGGUUUGACGAGGCCAGGAGUGCCACGUACAUGGAAGAGCUGGCCGAUGCGCUCAUUUACUGUCACGGUAAGAAGGUGAUCCACCGGGACAUUAAGCCAGAGAAUCUGCUGAUGGGGUUGAAGGGGGAGCUGAAGAUUGCUGACUUUGGCUGGUCGGUGCAUGCCCCCUCGCUCAGGAGGAAGACCAUGUGCGGCACGCUGGACUACCUGCCCCCUGAGAUGGUGGAAGGCAAGCCCCACGACGAGAAGGUCGACCUCUGGUGCAUCGGCAUCCUCUGCUACGAGUUCCUGGUGGGGCACCCGCCUUUCGAGAGCGCCUCCCACUCCGAGACCUACCGCCGCAUUUUAGCGGUGGAUCUCAAGUUCCCACCGUUUUUGUCGGAAGGGGCCCGGGAUCUGAUUUCUAAGCUGUUGCGUCGCAUCCCCAUUGAGCGGCUUCCGCUGCAGGCUGUGAAGGAACACCCCUGGGUGAAAGCCAAUUCUCGGCGAGUGCUGCCGCCGGUCUUCAGUUCUGCGCCCUUGAACUAGCGGUACAUAAAUUUACAAGGAGAACCUAAAUACAAUUGAAGGACAGGGGUUGCCAUAUACAACUUCCUCUGUACUCCACAGUCCUUCCUGGGAGAACUGAAGGGGAUGUACUGCCUUUUUUGUUUUGUUUUGCCAUUUGGGACAUACGUUCUUCUGGCUGCAAAACACCCUGAAGGGGCACCUGGGAACUGAUAAAAUUCCUCUCUAUUGCCUCAACUGGCCGUGGGACCCAUAGUUCUCUGGACAGCAACUUUAGCUGAGCUUGUACUGUAUUGAUGAUAAACAUUUUUAUUAAAAAACUAGUGCUUGG
Eublepharis macularius is the source of this 1671-nucleotide messenger RNA. RefSeq names its product aurora kinase B-B-like. The record is from RefSeq and is a predicted model, not a curated record. Gene Ontology annotation, biological process: regulation of cytokinesis; mitotic spindle organization; protein phosphorylation. The transcript has 10 exons. NCBI's taxonomy places the organism in Eukaryota, Metazoa, Chordata, Lepidosauria, Squamata, Eublepharidae. Gene Ontology annotation, cellular component: chromosome passenger complex; spindle microtubule; spindle midzone. Gene Ontology annotation, molecular function: ATP binding; protein kinase activity. Bases 417 to 1361 code for a protein of 314 amino acids.